AUGUCGUACCCUCAGCCGGAGAAGCACGGAGGCUUCACGCUCAUCGUCACGGCGACCAUCCAGCCCGACAAGGUCGACGAGUGGCUGAGCCAUUUCUGGCCCGCGUUCGAAAGGGUCUCGAACGAGCCCGAGUGCCUGAGCUUCGAGCUGUUCCGCUACCCGGACGAGCCGAACAAGGUCAAGUGGGUGGAAAGCUGGAGUAAGAGUAAGGAGUGGUUUUUGGAGAACCAAUUUACGAAGCCGUACAUGAAGCCGUACCUCGACGCCACGGACAAGCUGAUGAUCGGGGAGAAGCAAUGGGAGGUGGUGGAGAGGUUUGGAGGGAAGUGGUCUGCCGCUCGCGAGGGAGCUUACGAAAAGCUCUGA
Molecule: messenger RNA, 366 nt
Organism: Lasiodiplodia theobromae
Lineage: Eukaryota; Fungi; Ascomycota; Dothideomycetes; Botryosphaeriales; Botryosphaeriaceae
Product: Antibiotic biosynthesis monooxygenase
Exons: 2
Coding region: 1-366 (121 amino acids)
Source: RefSeq, a predicted model, not a curated record